Molecule: messenger RNA, 1647 nt
Organism: Lemur catta (Ring-tailed lemur)
Lineage: Eukaryota; Metazoa; Chordata; Mammalia; Primates; Lemuridae
Gene: TMED4
Product: transmembrane p24 trafficking protein 4
Exons: 5
Coding region: 75-758 (227 amino acids)
Biological process (GO): endoplasmic reticulum to Golgi vesicle-mediated transport; positive regulation of canonical NF-kappaB signal transduction; Golgi organization
Cellular component (GO): Golgi apparatus; endoplasmic reticulum; endoplasmic reticulum-Golgi intermediate compartment
Source: RefSeq, a predicted model, not a curated record
CCCGCUACUGCGCGGCGUCCUUGGGAUGACGCGCAGGCGCAGAGCGGUGCGCAGGCGCGUUGAGGUGAGGCGCGAUGGCAGGUGUCGGAGCCAGGCUGUUGCCUGUGAUGGGGUGGCCGGCGCUGCUGCUCCUCGCGCUGUGCACCGCGGGCACCCAGGGGCUCUACUUUCACAUCGGCGAGACCGAGAAGCGCUGCUUCAUCGAGGAAAUCCCCGACGAGACCAUGGUCAUCGGCAACUAUCGCACCCAGAUGUGGGAUAAGCAGAAGGAGGUCUUUCUGCCCUCAACCCCUGGCUUGGGCAUGCAUGUGGAAGUGAAGGACCCUGACAGCAAGGUGGUGCUGUCGCGGCAGUACGGCUCUGAGGGCCGCUUCACGUUUACCUCCCACACUCCUGGUGACCAUCAGAUCUGCCUGCACUCCAACUCUACCAAGAUGGCUCUCUUUGCUGGUGGCAAACUGCGUGUGCACCUGGACAUUCAGGUUGGGGAGCACGCUAACAACUACCCUGAGAUUGCUGCUAAGGAUAAGCUGACUGAGCUGCAGCUCCGUGCCCGCCAAUUGCUUGAUCAAGUGGAACAGAUUCAGAAGGAGCAAGAUUACCAAAGGUAUCGUGAAGAACGCUUCCGACUGACCAGCGAGAGCACCAACCAGAGGGUCCUGUGGUGGUCCAUUGCUCAGACCGUCAUCCUCAUCCUCACUGGCAUCUGGCAGAUGCGUCACCUCAAGAGCUUCUUUGAGGCCAAGAAGCUGGUGUAGUGCCCUCUCCAUAUGACUCUUCCUUUUCACCUCAUUUAUUUGGUACUUUCCCCACCCAAUCCCUUAUCCACCUGGAUUUUGAGGGAAAAAAUGAAAAAGAAUAUAAGUCACAUUGGUUCCAUGACAACAAACCAUUUGGAUCAGCCACUUGUUAACUCUGGUUCUCAAGGAAACAGGACAUUGGUCCAAGCUUUCAAAAUCUUUCUUUAGGACUCGUGAGGGGUUGGAACUAACCCAGGACUAAGUCUGGCUUCUUUUAUCUCCAGUGAUUCCCCUCUGUCCUAUAUCACAAAAUGAGCAAAUGAAAAAUCUGUCCUUACCUUCUGCUCUCUCUACAUCUGCUUACGCAGUAGGUAACUAGCGUGCCCCGUGGAGGAGGCCCUGCCUUACUGCCCACUGGUCAGUCUUGGGUUCACUCAUUGGCUCUGUGAAUGUAAAUAAGGGGCAGGUCUUCGCCCCAGAGGAUUGAGAUGUUUUUCUAUAUAUUAGAACUAUUUUUUGAUAAAUUAUAUAUUUUCCUUCCUAGUUGAAGUAUUACUGCCUUUAACUAGCUGAAAACACCAAUGCAGUCGUGCAUUGUUUAUUCACACAUUUUUGGUAACUACCAUGGCAGCUCUCAGGAUUUCAGCCCUCUGGGCCAGAAAGCAGAUUUAACAGCUGUUCUCAAGGCUGUAUCAGAGGGCCAAGCAGAGUUCCCUUGGACACCUGUGAUUUCCAUCCCUUAGGGCCUCAGAGUCAGAGGUAGGGUAGUAACAGAGCUAGCACAGGGCAGUGUACUCUUCUCUUUUCCCUUAACUUUUAUUUAAGCUGUGAUAAAUGUUUUCUUCAAGAGAACCAGAUUUGGUUCUUUAUACAGAAUUUUUCAGUGAAAUAAAAACAUGUUGUAGUA